AUGCCUUCGCAAAUCCCCCGUCCCGCUUCGACUACCACGAACUCGUCGACUUCGACUACUUCUACCUCGACGACCCGGCAGUUCUCGGGCAGCAUGGACGCUUACACCCUCUCCAUGUACGAACAUACCCAGCGCCUGAUGGCUGCGGCGCAGAUUCCGUACACCAGCCCCCUCAACAUCACGUCUCCCGGCGAGCGAACGCACUCCGGAACCGGCUCCGUCGUUCCGCUCCUCAUCAUUAUCAUCAUCAGUAGCAUCGGUAGCAGCAGCAGCAGCAGCAGCAUCAUCAUCACGAUGGAUUAUCCGCGUGUCCCAAAUGUGCACGUCCUUGCUGGCAAUCAACUACACCCUAUAACGGAACAAUGGCAGUUUGACCGAAUGAGGCGGUUGGGUGUCGACAUGUGUGACUGGGAUAGCAUCAACGGACGGCUUCUGCGCUACGAACCCCCCGCAGAGCUCCCCUACGAACCUGCGGUCGUCUCCGGCCUGGUGAGAGUCUUCAUCGACAUCAUCAACCGCCCGGCCGUUCUUCCCCCCGGCUUCUGGGCCACGGAGAAGAUCCUCAUUGGCCCUAGUUGGGGCGUACCGGGCUGGGUUCCCUGGUUUCCGACAAACUCUCUGUUCCUGAGCAACGAGAGAUCUCUUGGGGAACGUCCUGGGAAGGUCGACUACAUGCAGUGGUGCGGUACUUGCGGGAAGUGGCUCCUGGGACAGUUCUUCUUCGAGCACAUCGGGGCCCGCGAGGAUUCUCGUACCUGCAACCGGUGUUCCAUGCGAAGAGACCUUCGUAACCAGGUCUACGAUUCGAGGAACGCCUGGAUCGUAGCAAAGCAGCCGAUGAUGAUGUGGCUUUGCCCCGGUCAGCCGGGCUACGACCACUAG
Messenger RNA from Colletotrichum godetiae, 882 nucleotides. RefSeq lists its product as uncharacterized. The coding region runs from base 1 to 882 and encodes 293 amino acids. The record is from RefSeq and is a predicted model, not a curated record. The transcript is spliced from 3 exons. NCBI's taxonomy places the organism in Eukaryota, Fungi, Ascomycota, Sordariomycetes, Glomerellales, Glomerellaceae.